Paramuricea clavata is the source of this 4532-nucleotide messenger RNA. The record is from the annotation of a GenBank genome assembly. Lineage: Eukaryota; Metazoa; Cnidaria; Anthozoa; Malacalcyonacea; Plexauridae.
CGUCGGUGUCGAAACGUCGGUGUCGAAACGUCGGUGUUGAAAUCGCGUCGAUCUCGCUUAAAAAUUUUCAUCAAAAAUGUUUACUGUGCUGCCUUUUUCUACGAUUUUGCUGCACGGAGUUGAUAAUACGCCGAGAAAGGAUGCGGAGAUUUUAACUUGGCCAACAAAGGUAGGAAUUUUAUCUCGCGUAUCAGAUAUAAAUUACAUAUAAUUAUUCGACGUUGUUUAUUUUAUUGGCCUCAAGGGACCGUAUAUCGUUCGUAAUCGAAUAUAUUGAGAUUCUAAUUACUUAAAUCUUGUUUCGUUUUGAUUGAUAAAAUAUUUAUUUUGCAUAAAUUUUAUUUGUGUUCAGUAAAUUUUUUUUUUUUGGUAAAAUUGAUCCCAUCUUGUGCUUCUCAUGUGAUCCUGCUGCUGGCAGCCUGGUCAUUGUUUGAAAAAAAUUGUCCUCAAGCAUGCAGACGCACACGAUUUUAAUUAAUCGGUGUAUUAAAAUUCAUAAAAUCGUCGCAUGUGCCAUGUGAUUUUUAAGACAUUUUAGUCAGCUGAUUGUAAUCGGACAUAAUCAAAUAAAUAGUUUUGAUAUUGUUUGAUUUUUAUCGGCCAACUUGUUCCUUGUGCAGUUUGUGCCGAUUUUUAUCGGUUAUUUCAACCGACUUGAAUUUCAGGCUCACAUGAUUUUAUAAUUUUCGCUGAAUUUCGUUUAUUAUCACAAAUGUACGUAUGUCCCCUUCACGAGUAAAAUCGCCUGGCAUUAGACAGAGUAAAAUUGUCUGGUGUUAGACGGAGUGAAAUAUUUAGUUACUGCAAGGGCACAUCACAGCUUAAUGGGUUCAAACCGGAUUAACCCAUUGGGUCAUUCCAGAAAACAUCCAUACCACCCCCACAGAGGAAAUAGGAAGUUAACCCCCCUACCCCCUUCGGAUGUCCUAAUACAUUUACUAUUAUCAGAAACAAUUUUUUCUCCCCUCCCCCUCCGGAUGGCAAAAAUUUCCUCUGUGGGGGAGUGUGGAUCUUUUCUGGAACGACCCAUUUAGUGGCAGCAAUCUCCUCCUGACGAGUACAGUGGCAUAGCAAGCUCAAUAAUUGGGGGGCCCAUAUUCAUACAUUCGUGUUCACAGACCUUAAAAACAAUCGACUUCAAAAGAAAUUAACAAUGCAGAACACGAAUAUAUGAAUAUGGGCCCCGAACUUAUCAAACUUGCUACACCACUGGACGAGUAAUAUCGUCUAGCGUUAGACAGAGUAAAUAAUAAAAUGGGCAGAUUAAGUCUGGUUAACCCAUUGAGUGGCAGCAAUCUCCCCCUGACGAGUAAAAUCGUCUGGCGUUAGACAGGGUAAAAUACUGAAGUGGGGUGCAUUGCCACUUUAUUUUGCCUGCUGGGUUAAUUAAGUUCCCCUAUCCAAAAGUACAUGGAAUAUAUCUUAUUCUGUUUAUGACAGAUGCACCAUGUUAUUGUUUCCGGAGUAAAAAUAUUAUAUCACUAAAAAAUCACAAAAUAUUCAUAAUAUGGCAUAUUGAUAUAUACCAUGAUAUUCUCACACUAUCACACACAAAAUUUGGACAAAUGUGGAUGUCAAAUCUGUUCUGCUAGCGACAGAUUGUCGGAUAGGUAAAAAGCUAUAGACUUUGUACUGGCCAUUUUUUUAUAAAGGCCAAUUUGUCAGCAAGAUUGAGUAACAUGAUUUGAUAUUUGUCAUGUAGUUCAAUACUAAACUGUCUUCGACAAAAGAUGUGGAUUGCCAACAGAGACUCCCAAAAGACGAAACCCUCAGAUUAAGGCAUAAUUUCAUUGGGUAAGUAACUACCACUUGAGGUAAACCUUGAACCAGUUGGUUGACAAAACUAACGUCACAAACCAGGGCGCGAAAUAACGGCCGGUCAACGGACAAUGUCCGGCCAGAAUGCGCAGUUGUCCGGUCAAAUUCUUACCUUGGCAGUCAUUUUGACCGGUCACUUUCGGUAAAAGAACAAACUAAUCUUCAUUUGAAUUAAUAAUCAAAAUAAAGUUGUCAAGUAUUAUAAUUAAGAACCAUAACAUGUAGUCGAAUAUUUUGCGGAAAGAGAACUUCAAUGUACACCAGCUUUCCCACGCAGUACGUCACAAGCCCAUGGCCAUGCUUUUGGCUUAAGAGUUAAAUAAGGCCAUGCUUUUAGCACAGUGCAAGCGUUUUAUGUGAAGGAAUUUUUAAUUACUGAUUACAGUAAGGCUUUUUGUAGCCUGAUAAAACAGCCGCCUAUUAUUGCUCGUCUUGGGAGGAACGAGCAAUAGGCAGCUGUUUUAUCAAGUUAGGCUUUUUAUAAUGCUAUACUGGGAAAAUAGUCACAUUUUUAGGGUUAUACUUUACUAGGCUUUGCUUUAAGCUGAGUAAUUUGACCGGCCAGAUAUUCGGUAUGUCCGAGCUAAAAUUGUGUUGGCCGGCCACCUUGACCGGCGACUCUCCAGCCGUUAUUUCACGCCCUGCAAACUGGGUAUGAAAAAUUUCUCCAAACUCUUUUCUCCAAAUUCAGAUAUUAAAAAGAUUAGGAUUAGUGAUUUCAGUAGCUAAAAGCUAGGUAGGUUUGGGAAACCAGAAGCCCAGGUGUUUUUUCUUUGGCUAGGCCUAAUCAACCAUCUCUAUAUCAAUUAUCGUUUUGGUGCAUAUUUUGUUAUCAUAUUCAUACAGUCAUAAAUUCAGAAACGCAUUGUUAAAUAUUUUGUCAUUUUGUUCUAGCAAAGCAUGUGAGAUUCACUUCAAGGAUAAUCCUAUCAAGAUAGUACGAGGUCUUGGGACGUAUCUCUACGAUGAACAAGGCAAUCGAUACCUAGAUUGCGUCAAUAAUGUCACACACGGUUGGUGUAUAUCUUUAAAAAAACCUUAAGAGUUCACUCGUUAGAUUAAUAUAAAAAAAUGCUGUAUAAAUUUAAUAGAUAAAUCCCUUCCAAAAUAUGCAUACAUGUAAUAUUCAGCAUGCAUAUAAUAUACACAUGCAAAAAUCUCACAUCUUGUAGCAAGUCUGCCAACAAGCCAUCAACAAGUUGUGUUCACACUGCUUGUCCCAAGUUGUCAACAAGUUUCGAAGAAGCUGUUAACAACUUGUAACAACCUUGUUGAUACUAUCAGACUUGUUGCAAGAUUGUUUCAACAAGUCUGAUACAGUCAUGAUAUAACAAUAUUGUUACAACUUUGGGUCGUCAACCUUGUAACAUUCUUGUUAUAUCAUGACUGCAUCAGACUUUUUCUGUGUUGGAUAUACACUCAGAGUAAAAUCACAAGCAUUGUAUCAGACUUGUUAGAGCAACCUUGUAACAAGUCUGAUAAUGCCAUCAAGCUUGUUAUAAGUUGUUAACAGCUUGUUCCAAACUUGUUAACCAACUGGGAACAAGCAAUGCGAACACAACUUGUUGACAGCUUGUGAACGGAUUAAUUUUGUAACUUUAAUGCAAACUGUCCAAUGUCAAUCUUUUGCUUAUACACUCAAUGUAUGUUUCUCGUCCAAUGUAGUUGGCCAUUGCCAUCCGCAUGUGAUACGGGCAUGCGAUAACCAAAUGAAAGAACUCAACACUAACAAUCGAUUCCUACACGACAGCAUUGUUCAAUAUGCUGAACGAAUUGUUGCAAAAUUACCCGAGAAGCUUAAAGUCUGUUACUUUACUUGUACUGGGUGAGUUAUAGAACUGGUAGAGCUAUCCAGCAUAAAUAAAGUUAGUUUAAUAACUUUAAUUUAGGUUUCCUCCUGUAGUAACACUGAAUCAAUAAGAGAUGACUCUUACUGGACCUCUAGAAAGAACAGUUCAGAACUGAUAGAACUCUCCAGUAUAAAUAAAGUUAGUUUAGUUUAGGUUUCCUCCUGUAGUAACACUGGAUCAAUAAGAGAUGAUCCUUACUGGACCUCUAGGAAGAACAGUUUAGAACUGAUAGAGCUAGUAUAAAUAAAGUUAGUUUAGUUUAGGUUUCCAUCCUGUAGUAACACUGAGUCAAUAAGAGAUGAUCUUUACUGGACCUCUAGGGAGAACAGUUUAGAACUGAUAGAGCUAUUCAGUAUAAAUAAAGUUAGUUUAAUUUAGGUUUCCUCCUGUAGUGACACUGGAUCAAUAAGAGAUGAUCCUUAAAGCUUACUGGACCUCUAGGAAGAACAGUUUAGAACUGAUAGAGCUAUCCAGUAUAAAUAAAGUUGGUUUAGUUUAGGUUUCCUCCUGUAGUAACACUGAAUCAAUAAGAGAUGAUUUUUACUGGACCUCUAGAAAGAACAGUUUAGACUAAUAGGGUGUGUAAAUAUAUAUAUAUAUAUAUAUAUAUAUAUAUAUAUAUAUAUAUAUAUAUAUAUAUAUAUAUAUAUAUAUAUAUAUAUAUAUAUAUAUAUAUAAUAAAGUAAAGUAUAAACAAAAAUAAAGAUAGUUUUUAAUUUAACUUUGUAUAAUAUUUGUGCUCUUCAACAUUCACUUCAGUUCAGAAGCAAACGACUUGGCGUUAACACUGGCAAGAAGGCAUACAGGACAUGAAGACAUAGUCGUUUUAGACAAGUAUGUGAAUGACAGUUCAACGUCUCACUA